Molecule: messenger RNA, 2870 nt
Organism: Melitaea cinxia (Glanville fritillary)
Lineage: Eukaryota; Metazoa; Arthropoda; Insecta; Lepidoptera; Nymphalidae
Product: protein toll-like
Molecular function (GO): protein binding
Source: RefSeq, a predicted model, not a curated record
AUGACGAAUAGCAAAUUAAUAUACGUGCUACUAGUAGCACUUGCAGCACAUGUAAUUAGUGCGAGAGUGAUGUGUCCAAGUCACCCUAACUGCGUUUGCGGCGGCACGUUCGCUGUUGAACUCAAUUGUAACAUCGAUGGACGAACUGUGAAAAUAAAUUUACUACCAAGUACGUACAUUACAAUAAAAUGCGAAAACACAACAAGCCUAGAUUAUAGUAAGCUACCAAAAUGUGCCAACGAACCAAAUAUUUUCAAAUCAGUCAGUUUUAAAGACUGUCCACUACCAGAUACAUCGUUUAAGGACAUAUUAAGUAGAAUUGGAGUAUCGAAAACCAUGUCCCUUAUUUUUCAAAAUGCAAAAAAGCUGUCUGGACACUUUAAUAGAAAGCAUUUUUCUGGUUUACAAGAUUUAACUAAGCUUCUUCUUUCUGUAAAUGGGAUUACGGACCUACCGGAUAAUCUAUUUAUGGAUUUAAAUAAUCUUACAUGGCUUAAUAUACGCUGUAAUAAUAUCAAACUAUCAGAAGAAUUAUUUAAGCCCUUUGAAAGAUUGGAAACUCUUGAAAUAAGUCAUAACCACAUGACGAAUAUGUCAUCAAAUCUUUUUUCACAUUUAUCUUUAUUGAGGAAACUGUCAUUAUGGCAAACCAAUGUUACAUGGUUUUCUAAAGAUUUUUUCACUGGCGUUGACGUUCUUGAAGAAUUAGAUCUAAGUUCUAAUGGACUAAACGAACUUCCGGUGACAAUUUUUAAACCAUUAAGAAAGUUAAAGAAAUUGACGCUCUAUUCGAACAAAUUUUCUACCUUGCCACAAAAUUUAUUCUUGACCAACGAGAAAUUAGAAACUGUUAUAAUACUUAAUAAUGAUGUAAAAAUAAGAGCACUACCAAGAAAUCUUUUUGGAAAUUUGAAAAAUCUGAAACAAGUCUAUGUUCAAAGAAGUGGUAUAGAAACUGUACCGUACGACAUCUUCGUCAAUUCUCCACUCGUAACAAACAUAUCGCUAGCCUAUAAUGACAUAGCAGUAAUCCCGGAAUCAACUUUUAACGAUCAAAUAAAUUUAUUGGAACUUGAUUUGAGUCACAACAACUUAAGGAGCUUACAACCUAAAUUAUUCUCUUCGUUAGUAAGAUUGGAGAUAUUGAAUUUAUGUCAUAAUUCCAUCGAAGAAGUUUCUAGCGCAACAUUUUCGUCACUAUUAAGCCUGAUAUACCUAAACAUGGAGCACAAUAACUUAAAGACCGUAUCAUCUGAUUUAUUCAGUAACAAUAAGCAACGAAUGUCUAUCACGUUCGCUUACAAUCGCCUCGACUUCGAAAAUAAGGAAUUGAAAAAUAAUUCUUGGGCACUGACAAAAGUUUCGCCGUUUGCUCACACGUAUAAUCUUAAAAUGCUUAACUUGAGUCACAAUAAAUUUAAAUUUUCCUUCGAAGAUUGGUGGAUAAACGGUCAUGAAAACUUGGACAUUAGCUUCAACUCCAUUCAGUAUCUGUGGAAUUCGUUAGUAGAUGGAAAAUCGAGUUACGAAGAAUUGCUUAAGAAACCGUUAAAAGAAGUUUGGAUAUCAAAUAAUCCCCUAAAUUGUAGAUGCAAAAACUUUCUUUUCGUCGACUUUCUUAAAAAUAAUUUAAAAUCUAAGGUCAUGGAUGACACAUUAAUUCAUUGUCCAAUCUGGACAAAAGAAUCUUGCUACCUUAGAUUUAUAAUAUUUAUUUCAAUAUUGACUGCGUCAGUUUCACUGUCUACGAUUACUAUUAUUUUGUACUUUGUAUACAAACAGGAAAUUAAUACAAUGAUAAAGAAGCGAUUUCAAUAUUAUGCAAAAUCUGACUGUAAUACCGAUCAAUAUAAAAACGUAAUCAUAAGAUAUUCUGAAAAUGACGAAGAAUUCGUAUUCAAAGAAAUCUUACCGGGACUAAAAAAUUAUAAAAACUUCAAGUUCAACCGAAACUUGUCAAAACCAACUUGUAAAGAGAAUUUUAUUAAACAUUUUACAAACGGGUCGAAAGAAGGUGACACUGUUUUGGUAAUAUUUUCACCGAACUACUUAACGUCGGCUUACAGUCACGUAAACAUAAAGAAAAUUCGAGGCGAAAUGUUGAAAACGAAAAACACGCUUUAUGUAUUCACCGAUAUUGGCCCCGAGAAUUCGAUAUAUGCCUUCCUAAAAGAGCAACGAGAUCAACGAACAGCUAUUUUGUGGAGUGACCCAAAUUUCUGGAAUCUUCUCAUUUCCAUGUUAUCGAAUGGCUAUAAGAAAAAAGUACGAUUUGCCUCUGGUAACGACGUACGAUCAAAACUAAAUACAUCACUUAGUUCAUCGAAAAGCAAGUUGGUAUCAAAUAGUUCGUUUACAAGAUUGCCAGAAUGGCCGGAUAUCUACGCUUCGAGUACAUUUGCACACAGUCAGGUUUAGUUACGUUAUCGUUUCUAGUGAGGUAAAGACUGACUUCUUCGCUAAAAUCAAUAUAAAUCUCACAUUUCGUAGUAUCAAAUCACAAUAUAAUUUUGUUAUGAUAUAAGUAAUUUGUAAAAACGUAAUAUACUAGGAUUGUAAAAGUUGUUGUGUAAAAUUUUUACGAAGAGGUAGCAUAUGUGAAUUUAUCGUACUUUAUUAUUUUUAAAAUAUGUCGUAAUAGUAAGUCCAAAAUACCAAUUUUCUUGUACAAUGGUUUAACCUACCGCUCAUAAUUAACUUCAAAGAAGUAUUACCAUUGCGAUAUAAUCAGUAUUUAAUCCUUACUUUCUAAUUAUUAUGUAAAUAUAUUAUAAGAAUGUAUUAUGUAAACCCAUUUAAGUUUCAAGGAAACUGCAUAUUGUUAAUGAGUUGUAACCUACAGCUUAAAUAAAAUAAAUAAUUUACUUAAA